Molecule: messenger RNA, 1650 nt
Organism: Sitophilus oryzae (rice weevil)
Lineage: Eukaryota; Metazoa; Arthropoda; Insecta; Coleoptera; Curculionidae
Product: arrestin domain-containing protein 3-like
Biological process (GO): protein transport
Cellular component (GO): cytoplasm
Source: RefSeq, a predicted model, not a curated record
AUGGACUACAUUAGAGUUGAUAUACAAUUAGAGAAAGAACACUACUAUGCUGGGGAGAGUAUAUGCGGUACAGUUAUCCUGGACACUGUAGAAAACUUUAAAUUAAGAACUAUUAGAGUUAUACUAAGAGGUAAAGCACAUGCAGAAUGGAAGGUAUUGUUAUCUGGAGAUCGGAGAACUGUCAAAGAAGAUCAGUACUUUGUCGAUCAGCGUCAAACAAUAUGGGGGGAAAAGAAUUUAGAGUCUACCAUACCGAUAUUACCUAGGGGAGUUCAUAAGUUUCCUUUCAAGUUUUCUCUUCCUGAGUCAAACCUACCCUGUUCUUUCGAGAGCAGACCCGGCCAGAUCCGGUACUACUUCAAAGUUACCAUAGAUAUACCGUAUGCAAGUCCCCCACAGGGCAUGAAGUACUUCACUGUUAUAGGGCCUCAUAUAGACUGUAUGGACGAACAUUAUUUGAAACCUGCUAUACUGGAAAGUAAGAGAUCUACGUGUUGUUGGUGUUGCAAAAAGGGUACAGUCUCUCUAAGAUGUGUCCUUGAACGGUCUGCUUACGUCUGCAGGGAAAGUAUCAAACUAAAGGCUACCAUUGACAAUCAGGGGGAAGAAGAAGUAAAACUACGAGUUAGGUUAGAGCAAAUAUGCGAGUACUUUAUAGAUAGGGGCGUAUUGGGAGCUUCAAAGGACCAAAAGCAAGUAGUUUUUGAAUAUAGAGGAAAUCCUGUUAAAGCUCAGAAAAGAAUUAAAUGGGACAGUAGCAACGUGCUAGUGAUUCCUCCUGUGCCAACCACUCUAAUAGGAAUUUGUCGACUGAUCCAGAUAUAUUACGUAUUAACGGUAAGCCUGGACACUUUGAAAGAACCAGACUUAGUGACUGUCAGUUUACCGGUUACCAUUGGUACUGUUCCUUUUAGAAUACCAAAUAGCGAUAAGAAUCCAGUUAUAAAAUAUGAACAUGCGUGUUCUCAUGUGGAGGGAGGUCAAUAUUUGGCACCCGAUUUUUUGCUGGGUCAAGUAUAUGAUGGAAAUGAACAUUAUUUAAGGGAACCUAUAGUUUUGUAUAAACCAGUUUAUGUCACAGUAGACAAAUCGGACGAAAAAUGAGAAUAUCAAGGCAAUAAUAAUCCAGAUCUACAGGGUAUUUCAACUCAAUUUUAGUUAAUCUACGUCUAAUUACGUAAGUUAUUCAAGACUGAGUACUAUAAAUCGUUACAUUCAUUUUCUUUACUUACAACAAAUCAUAUUAAAAAUUAUUAUUGUGAUAUACCAUAUGAUCGAAAAAAAAACGCGUCAAAGAGGACUGGAGGAUAAUUUCGCCGAGGUCAAUCUACGGACGUCACACUACUAAAAAUUGACCACCAUGAUUAUAGAAAAACACUGACCAAGCACUGACUAUAGAAAGAUUAAAAAAAAGAACGUUUCCCCAGAUAAAUAAAUCUAUUUCCGAAAAAAUAUUUUUUCUCGGCAAAAAAAUAAAUUACAACCUUCUUAAGGCCAAGAAAAUGACGUAUAGGGCUUGACCGCGCCAAAAUUAUCAUCGAUCAUCGUUCCCCAGCCGUCUGUGACGCCAGUUUUUUUCGAUCGUACGGUAUUUUAAUUUAUUUUACAAAACAGAUUGUUUAAACAUGCUUAUAGCAUGUUACUUUGAUU